Molecule: messenger RNA, 1731 nt
Organism: Botrytis cinerea B05.10
Lineage: Eukaryota; Fungi; Ascomycota; Leotiomycetes; Helotiales; Sclerotiniaceae
Gene: Bcyaf9
Product: Bcyaf9
Exons: 2
Coding region: 216-983 (255 amino acids)
Biological process (GO): regulation of DNA-templated transcription
Source: RefSeq, a predicted model, not a curated record
GAUCUAGAACUUUCCAGGGCUAGUCAAGCCUGGGAUGGAUAUAUUAGCUUGGCUUAAACCUUAAUAAUUAUCGACCGAGCUACAGAAUUCAGAAUUCAGACUUCAGACUUCAGACUUCAGCCAUUUUGAAUCUUCAUCUACGAUUUUCAGUCUGCCCCUCAUCAACAACAACAAGAAUAUCACCACAGCUACAUAUCGAUCUAUCUGCGGGAAGCAUGGCACCGCCGAAUACCCAAAAACGCACAAAAGGCGUCUCAAUCUAUAGACCCUUUGUAUAUGGUACGACAUCUCACAAAUUCAGUCCGAAAUAUCCAAAACCAGAGGGGACACCAGAGGAACAUACGCAUCAAUGGACUGUAUUUGUAAAGGGAGUCGACGACGUGGAUAUUACAUAUUGGUGUCGAAAAGUGCAAUUCAAACUACACGAUACUUAUCCGCAGCACUUGAGAUCGGUCGAAAAUGUCAAACCAGGCGAUCCAUUCCAAGUCACCGAGACCGGUUGGGGUGGUUUUGAUAUCCAAAUAAAAAUCUACUACGAUCCAAUCGCCAACGAAAAAGCCCAAAGUUUCUGGCAUCGACUCGUCCUCGAACCUUAUGGCGAUGACCAACUACAAUUUACCCAAAAUCGAGAUAAUGAGGUUCGGUCUUGGGUAUAUGACGAGAUGGUUUUUAAUGAACCUUAUGAACAAUUCUAUGAGGUUCUAACAAAUCCCGUGCCGAGAGAGAAAAACAAUGGGGGGAAGGGGAAAGCGACGAGGACGAUGAGGGGAGGGAUGGUGGGAAGCGUGGGGGAGAGAACGGUUUUUAUACCGAUGACGCAGAGACCGGGACAGCCAUUUAGUAAGGACGGGGAGAGGGCGGAGGUUAAGAAGCUGGCCGAGGGGAAGAAAACGGUGGAUAGGCAGAAUGAGGAGUUGAGGAAUGAAUUAAGGGAGAAGGAGGAAGAAGUGAAAAGAUUAAAGGCAGAGUUGGAAACGUUGUGAAGGGGUAUAUUCUUGAUUAUAGGAAUGGAGUGGAAUGGGGAUGGAAAUCACUAUUGUGUUUGGGCUCUACGAAUCAUCGAUUGGGUUUGGGGGACGUUUAAAUGAGUUCCCGAUUCUACAUGCGCGAGGGGUAAAGCAAUCUUGGGAGUCUAUCGGAAAUCCAUAUAAUUGGAGUAUUGGCGCACCACUGCAUAGGCUUAAAUUGCUAGAAGGCUCUCCCCACUAUUACGGACGGUGCACAGGUCCCAAGAAUAGUUUUCAAAACAGGGUAGGGUACCGGAGACUGGCAUUCGCCGAUAUUGAUACUAUAUUGCGAGGGAAGCGUUGGAUUAGGAAGAAUGGGUACACGGGUCAUUUUCAGAUGCUCGACCAAAAUUGAGUCAGCACGAUUUACAACAUAACAAUCGAUAUCUAAGGGUCUUACAAGGAUCAGAAAGGAGGUGAAAUGUUGUAAAAUAAAGGCUGAUGAUGAGAGGGGCAGUCAAGGUAGACAUCAGAGUAGCAUCUCGAUGUUUGUCAGUUUGUAGGAGUACAGGAAAGUAAUUAGAAGUAGAUAGAUACUUGGGACUCAUACAAACACAUUGAAUUCUGUGAAGGAAAAGAAAAAGAAACUCGUCUAUUUUUUGUAUGUAUCUUGUCUCGUACAUCAUCUAUCAUGGAAAUUCUACAUUGCAUUUCAUUUAUACCUCUACUUCUACUGCUACUACUACUCUAAUUUAUUGAGUACCUAGUAUCUAUCUAUCUAUCA